AAAGGAUCAGGGGAAAAUCGUCGCUGCCGUUCCAUGCUAGUUUCUCGUGACAGCUGUGGCCGAGAUGGGCUUGGAUGCGAACAUUGUAUCUCCGUCUCAGCCGGAUGACCCUGACCCGUCCCAGCUGCUGCACUAUCUUCCGGAUUACGAGGUUGUCAUUUGCAGUACCUGCCGAUAUGCCGUCCAGCCUCAUGGGAUCUUGCGUCAUCUGAAAGAGAUUCAUCGAAUCCUCCGUGGCCGCCGGCGGAAGUAUUCUCAUUACGUUGCCAGCUUGUGCCUUAGAGAGCCAAACGACGUCGUACCUCCCAGUGGUGCUGAUCAGUUUCCGGUCCCAUACCUACCGGUUGAGCCCGGUCUUCGAUGCCAGGCAGCUGGUUGCAUGUAUCUAUGUGCUUCUAACAAGCGCAUGCAGUCCCACUGGAGGACUGUCCAUGGACGAAAGGGCGAUUGCACCACAGACUGGCGUCCGGUUCCCCUACAGACUUUCUUCCGCGGCAAUCACUUACGGUAUUUCACUUCUGUUGGAGCAAAGCCACAUAAUGAUUUGCCAUCCUCUGUGUUCGGUCCACUCACAGCAGGGCUUUCAGGAGGCCGGCUCCAUGCAGGCUUGGAUUCCAUGGACUCUGCUCUUCUGGACCACUACCUCCGACACACAUACCAUAGUUUCACCACCAACGAAGAAACUGAUAAGAUAUGGCGCUCGGUUGUCCCGGGUCUAGCACACCAGAAUGUAUUCCUUCUGCAUGGCCUGCUAGCCUGCACAAGCUUGCACAGAGCACACAUGAGCUCUGGGCAUGCGAACCAGGAAAAGGCAUUUCUUCUAAGAGCGUAUCACCAUCAAGGCAUUGCUCUCCCGCAUUUUCGGCACGCUAUUGAGCAUCCUACGGCGGAUAAUUGCCAUGCCAUCUUGGCAUUUGCAUAUCUGCUAGUGGUAUACUCUUUUGCCGCGGAUCAACCUGGGUGCUCAGACUCAAACUUGAGCGAGGACUCGUUGCUUCUAGUGGAUCGGAAUAGUGGCGAAGGCACCGAGCCUGAUAGCAUUCUUUGCAACUGGCUAUACUUUCUCCGCGCUGGUUGCUCUAUGCUGUGUGAGGUAUGGGAGCAGUUGAACGAAGGCCCCGUCAGAGCACUUUCGGAGGCCUGGGACAUUGAUUUUGGUUACGACCCAGAACCCUCAUAUUUGACACUUCUCCUGUCAGUGAUCCCAAAUAAGGCAACCGCCACACAAAGCACUGGCGAUACAAAUGAGACGACUCUCGUUUGGCCCGAAGAUGUGACGGCCAUUUAUCAAGAGGCUGCCAUUGUUUUGUGCCGAUCAUUUGCGUACGUGCGUGCCCACCGCGGACUACUUACUACCUGGGACGUUCUCCGCAUAUGGCCCAUGGAAGUGUCGCUAGAAUACAUGGCUCUUCUCCAUCAACGGCACCCUGGUGCACUUAUAUUGCUAGCGUACUAUUGUGUUCUGUUGAAGCAGAUGGAGAGGCACUGGUACUUCGAAGGGCGCGGGGCAAUGCUAAUUCGCGCCAUUCAAAGACAUUUGAAGCCGGAGUGGCAUAUAUUUAUCCGGGAGCCAUUGCAUAUGGUUGUAGGAGUGCCUGAUGAUGGCCAUCUUUUUGACAAGAUUUAGCUAUCUCUACAGGCAGUUCGGGGAGCAUUCCGUGUCGGACAACGUAGUAGUUUCGGUAUUGUUUCCACCAGCGGAUUAUACCGUUCACAGGAUGAGCCGCUGAGGAGCGAUAUGGAAGGUUAGCACAUCAGGAUUUACCCUCUCGGCGAGUCAAUACAUCGAUUUGACUUUG
This is a messenger RNA of Aspergillus piperis CBS 112811, 1799 nucleotides long. RefSeq lists its product as uncharacterized. The transcript has a single exon. The coding region runs from base 65 to 1627 and encodes 520 amino acids. Gene Ontology annotation, molecular function: DNA-binding transcription activator activity, RNA polymerase II-specific. Gene Ontology annotation, biological process: regulation of transcription by RNA polymerase II. NCBI's taxonomy places the organism in Eukaryota, Fungi, Ascomycota, Eurotiomycetes, Eurotiales, Aspergillaceae. The record is from RefSeq and is a predicted model, not a curated record.